AGCUAGUAGGAAACCUGGACGCCACUAUCAGCGCUCAUCUGGAAAUGACUCAGCACAUUAUCAAGAGGGACCCUUUGGACAAGGCUGGGGCCACCCGCAGCAACAGGUUGACCACUCCGGUUAAAAAUAACAUGCUACUCUUGCACGGUCAAAUGCUCAGACCGGCCACUAAAAAUGGACACCAUUCAAAAACACCUGGUCUCCAUCUGUCAGCCACACAUGUGAAGAAGGAAGUGGGUCAGUUCACGGCCUCUACUCCGGAGGCCACAAACUUGAUGCACCUCAAGGAGAGUUGUGAAGGUUUAAAGAAGGAAGAGAAGAAUCGGUCAGUCUGGUUUCCUCUGAAACUGGCACCGCUGGAGCUACCACAAGAUAUCAGAGAAGCCCAGACACUCAAGCUUCAGUUUGUCCAGGAGGAGAUCAUACCUCAAGCCCAAAUAGAAGUAAAAACGAACAAGUUCAGCUCAAGAACAUCCAGUGAGAGGCACAAACUCGAUCCUUUCAAAGGUUCCCAGCAAAAGAACCGAGCCUCCAUGUUCCAGCCUGCGCACUUGGACACUGAUCUGGCUGGAGACAGAGGACUAAAAGAUAUGGUGUGUCAUGGCACUCGGGCGCAGAUACUCAACAAACCAACCCCUUGUGUGCAUGCGUCUAGCCCAAAGUACCUCGAUGACUUCAGACCCCUACAGCUGGAGCCAAUGAGUAGGCGUGUGUUGCUAAGAAGAACACAAUGUAUAGAAGAUGAUGAGUUUAUUUAAAGCUCUUCUUCUUGAUAAGAACUGUAAGUGGUUGAAUAAGUAUGUAUGUCUAAAUUUCCUACUCUAAUAAUAAUACUGAUAAUACAUCAUGAAUCAUUGUAAACAUAUUCUCAUUUCUCAGUUUUCCUAUGACCUUAUUGUUUUUGCAAUACUGACUUUUAUAUAUGCAAUAAGUGCACACGAAUAUGAAGCUAAUUUUCCAUAAAGGGUCAUUACUCCUCCAUAUUUGAAUUAUCUAGACAAUUAUUGUUUUUGUCCCGCAAUUCCUAAGAAAAUGUAUGUGAUUAAGAUAUAUAUUCAUCCAAAAAGAGCAAUUUAUAGCUCAUACUCUUUCACCAACCCAAGUCCUGCAAAAGUAGAGAAGUCAGGUCAAAAGCUGAAAAUGGUUAGAAAUGGUUCUUUAACUGAAGAAACUAGCUCAGUCAUAGGAGCGAUAAGAGCUAUGUACUUAAUACUUAGUAUAGUUAUGCUCAUGAAAAUGCUAAGACUACUUGUACUGUAGUUAGUGUAGGACAAGUAUGAGACUUGAGAAGUUGUGAUAUUAAUGGAUGGUGGAUGGAUGCCUGACAGUAGGCUGCAGUUGCUCGGCUACAAAACCAAUCUUGGCAUCUAGUUAAUGCUGCCAACUCCACGGCAUGCAAUGUGCUUAAAAUCCAAUUAAACAAUGAAUGACAACUGUCUUGGCUCUUAUGUUUGGGGAUAUUUACGAUUGGGGAAGUUAUUUAGGAACAAGUUCCGUCAGAGGUAAAAGUCUGGACUGUUUCAGAUACCUGUGGGCCAGUUGUUGACCUUGAAACCAAAAAAUAUAUGUCAGGAAGAUUCAUACAUUCCAUAAACAUUUCAUCCUUUAUUUUUAAAAUCUCAAUAAAAACAGAAAUAUUAAAUGUAUCAAACUCCUGGCUACGCCUGGACCCCCCGGCUGCCAGCUACAAUACAACUGGAAAUAGUGUUUGUUUCAGAAAGACAUGGACACCAACUCUUCCAGUAGUCUUCUAGAAUAUCAGCCUCUUUACAGCUUUGCAGAAGAAUCUGGUUUCCAAACAUGUGAUGACAGCUGCAGGACUGGUU
Molecule: messenger RNA, 1826 nt
Organism: Synchiropus splendidus (mandarinfish)
Lineage: Eukaryota; Metazoa; Chordata; Actinopteri; Syngnathiformes; Callionymidae
Exons: 2
Coding region: 45-758 (237 amino acids)
Source: RefSeq, a predicted model, not a curated record